AUGAGCGAAGUUGAUAAAGUACCGCCCGCAAGCUUGUCGGGCAUGCUCUCGACACUGGCCCCUGUGGCCGUGAUGUCGGGAGCAUACCUCGCUAUCUUCCUGGUCCUACGACGGACUCAGCGCCGCUACUAUGCUCCUCGAACGUAUCUGGGCAGCUUGCGCGAGAGCGAGCGCUCGCCUCCUCUGCCGAACGGCUUCAUCGACUGGUUCUUCAGCUUCUGGAAGAUCCCCGACAUCUAUGCGCUGCAGCACCAGUCGCUCGAUGCUUACCUCUACAUCCGCUUCCUGCGUCAGGCCUUUAUCAUGAUGCUCGUCGGCUGUCUCGUCACCUGGCCUAUCCUAUUCCCCGUCAACGCCACUGGUAGCGGCCGCCAACGCCAGCUCGACAUCCUGUCGUACGCCAACAUCGAUAACAAGACCGAGAGUGACCGUUACUAUGCCAUCGUCUUCGUCUCCUGGGCCUACUUCGGCUUCAUCAUGUACAUGAUCAUGCGCGAGUGCAUCUUCUACAUCAACCUACGCCAGGCCUUCCUGCUGAGCCCCUUCUACUCCGAGCGCAUCUCGUCGCGUACCGUGCUGUUCACCGACGUUCCCGAGCCGUACCUGACCGAGGCUAAGCUGCGCAGGGUCUUUGGCUCGGCCGUUAACCGCGUCUGGAUCACCAGCGACACCAGCGAGGUCGACGACUUGGUUACUGAGCGCGACAAGGUCGCCAUGCGCCUGGAGAACGCCGAGGUCAACCUGAUCAAGCUGGCCAACAAGCUGCGGCAGCGCGCCAUCAAGAACGGCACUGACACCGAGAAGGCCCCCAUCGUGGGCGACCAUGCCAAUGAGGAGUCUGGCAGCGUUGCUGCUCGCUGGGUCCCCGCCGAGAAGCGCCCGACGCACCGUCUUGGUCCUCUGGGUCUGUGGGGUGAGAAGGUCGACUCGAUCAACUGGUGCCGUGAGCAGCUGGCCCGUCUCGUCCCCGAGGCCGAUGCCGCCCAAGCCAAGUACCGCACGGGUGGCUACAAGCGGAUCAAUGCCGUAUUCAUCGAGUUCAAGACCCAGAUCGAUGCCGAGGUCGCCUCGCAGACGCUGGCUCACCACCUGGGCUAUCACAUGCAGUCGUAUGUUGGUAUCCGCCCCGAUGAGGUUGUCUGGGACUCGCUGGCCAUCCCGUGGUGGCAGAAGGUUAUCCGCCGCUACAUCGUGUUUGGCUUCAUUUUCGCCAUGAUCCUAUUCUGGGCGAUUCCCGUUGCCUUUGUCGGUCUUGUCAGCAACGUCAACUACCUUGCUACCAUCAGCUGGCUCGAGUGGAUCAAGGACAUUCCCGCUGUUAUCCUCGGUGUUAUUACCGGUCUGUUGCCGUCUGUCAUGCUGUCUAUUCUCAUGUCGCUGGUUCCCAUUAUCAUUCGCCUGUGCGGCAGGAUUGCCGGCGAGCCCUCACAGUCGAGGAUCGAGCUGUUCACGCAAAAUGCCUAUUUUGCCUUCCAGGUCAUCCAGGUCUUCCUCGUCACAACACUCUCGUCGUCCGCUACGGCUGUGGCUAAGCAGAUCGUCGACAACCCGACCAGCGCCACGUCCAUCCUGGCCAACAACCUGCCCAAGGCGUCCAAUCUCUACAUUUCCUACUUCAUCGUCCAGGGUCUGAGCAUCGCCACCAGCGAGCUGACCCAGAUUACCGGCUUCGUCAUCUUCUACCUCAUGUACAAGCUGCUGGCCAACACCCCUCGCGCCCUCUACCAGAAGUGGACCACGCUCAGCGCCAUCUCGUGGGGCAGCACCCUGCCUAUCUACACUAACAUUGCCGUCAUUGCCAUUACCUACUCGUGCAUCGCCCCCCUGAUGCUCGGCUGGGCCACCAUCGCCAUGUUCCUCUUCUACAUCGCCUGGCGCUACAACGUCUUCUUCGUCACCGACACUCAGGUCGACACCCGCGGUCUGAUCUACCCGUAUGCCAUCAAGCAGCUCUUUACCGGCCUGUACCUCGCCGAGCUGUGCAUGAUCGGUUUGUUCGGUGCCUCCGCCUCGCCCGGCCCCCUCAUCCUCAUGGUCAUCUACCUCGUCUUCACUGCCCUCUUCCACAUCUCCCUUAACUCGUCGCUCAACCCCCUGCUGUACAACCUGCCGCGCACGCUGCUCUCGGAGGAGGAAGAGAUCCGUCUGAUGGAUCCCGAGGCUGGCGUCGGCCCGUCCCGCUCGGCGGACGAGACUGCCGAGAAGACUGAGGUCAAGGAUCUCAAUGACGACGGUGUCGUCGAUGACACCGAGGCCCACGUCGCCGCCGCGCGCCAGGCUGCCAAGGUCACCGACCGCAGUGGUAACUUCCUUACGCGCUUCUUCCAGCCGUGGAUAUAUGCAAAUUAUUAUGUCCUGCGCAAGCUUGUGCCAAGGCAUAUUCAGCUGGAGCAGUAUUCCGAGGAGGUUGCUUCUAAUGCGUACCAUCCCCCCAACACGAAGAGCCCGGCACCGUUGCUGUGGAUCCCGGAGGAUCCGGCUGGCGUGAGCAAGCAAGAGGUUGCGCAUACUAGCAGAGUGAUUCCCAUCACCGAUGAAGGGUGUACGUUGAGCGAGGACGGGAAGCUCAUUUGGGAUAAGGAGCGGACGAGGCCGCCGGUUUGGGAGGAGAAGAUUUAUUAUUAA
This is a messenger RNA of Thermochaetoides thermophila DSM 1495, 2625 nucleotides long. RefSeq names its product putative phosphate metabolism protein. The record is from RefSeq and is a predicted model, not a curated record. The transcript has 3 exons. NCBI's taxonomy places the organism in Eukaryota, Fungi, Ascomycota, Sordariomycetes, Sordariales, Chaetomiaceae. Gene Ontology annotation, cellular component: plasma membrane. Bases 1 to 2625 code for a protein of 874 amino acids. Gene Ontology annotation, molecular function: calcium-activated cation channel activity.